CAUUUCGCGUUGCUAGAAGUCGUUACUGUUAAUAAUGUUUUCACUAGUGAUGCCACAUAAAAUUAGAAUGUCCAAUGGCAAGUUUUGGUCGUGGUUCUACUAAGCCAGAUAUUCCGUUUGUGUUUUUACCGCUGAAAGGGCAGAUAAUAUACCCUUCGAAGGAGAUCAUUUUCACAGAUGUGGAGGAUUCUGUAUGUGCUGUAACGAGUGCGCAGUACUUGUCCGUGUCGGGUUGGGUCACGCUCAGGGACCUGCUGGACAAUGACGUGCCCUUCGGACUCUACAGGGACGAAGGAAGCACGUACUUACAGUGGCGAGGAUCUGCUGCUCUUCACUCUCGUCUAGAAGGUCGGUUGGUGGCAGCCCAUGUACUUUGCUCUGCCCCUCCACCAUCUCGUCUUGCAACGUCGUGUGCUGUGUUUCGAAUAGCUGGUGCCACACAUAAUUCGUUACUGGAUGUAAAGUCUAUACCAUUUCAUGCUGGUGAAACUAUAUCCAAUGGGCCUCACGCUCAAAGUCGAGGUCUCAGCGUUCUGGAAUCACUAGCAAUAGGAGUGUGUGUGUUCAUACUUGUAUUCAUAUACGCCGCCGGGAUUAUGUUCUACAUACAUUACAAGCAGAAACAGAAACAUAACAAUAAAGAUCCAGAAAAUCAUUCAAAUACUAGUGAUAAUGGUUCUACUUUAGAUUCUAGAAUUAAUAUCGAUGUGAGAAUGAAAACCAAUCCACUGAUGAAAAUAGAAAAUAUGCGAAAUGAAUAUAGUGAUCCAGGUCUUUCUGAUGUCAGUGAACUAACAGAAGAUACUAUUGAAUCAGUACCAAAAAACAAUCAAAAGGAAAGAACUUCUAAUACUACAUCUGCAAUUGUGCAUUCUAAAAGAAAGAAACCAUGUAGAACAUCAGUACGAGCUAGUUCUACUCCAGAAAGAUUAACGGAUCGUCUACAAAGGCGUUCUGCUUCUCCGGAAAUGGAGAGAGCCCCGCAUUCUGAUCUAUCAAUAUUACAUUGUAGUAUAGACAAUAAUGCUGUUGAUAAUAUUCCAAGUACACCUGAUGGAGAACCAGUAGUGAGAAGAAAGCUUUACUUUAAUCCAGUAUUUUUUGAGACUGAACACUUAAAGAACCCUCCACCAGCGGCAAUUGAAUUUCUCAGCAAGUUACGGGAAGUUAUGACUAUUGCUAAGGAUAAGAUGACGUCUAAAAGAUUUAUACCAAAUCUUUCCGAUAUACCUGAAGAAGAAUCUUAUCAUACCAUAGACUUAGGUUGGGAUAUUCCAUGUGCCAGACAAGGUCGUAGAUUUAGUGCUAUUAGUCUUAAAAGAGAAAAUAGUAGACGGGCUAUACAUUGUGGAGGGUGCCCUGGUUGUGAUAAUACUGUACGUGGGCAAAAGGCAUUAGGUUUGAACAGAUCAAAUUCGUGUAAAACAUGUGUCAGCGAUGAUUACAAACAAAAAAUUGUUCAAAAGUGGCUAGAUGAUGUACCGUUACCUUCGGUUAAUAUGUCAAAAGCAAAAAAAUCGAUAGCCAAGGUAAGCGGUACACCGAGAGUUGUAGAAACAAAAGAAAAAGAUGACACUCGACUAAAUCCAGCUGAACCAUUGCGCGAUGAUGAGACAGAAACACUUGUCAUUAGCGAGUCUAUUCUCAAGGAGAUAAUCUAUGAUUCACAUGUUAAAAGUAAUGAAAUAGAAAUAUUAGAUAAAAGUGGUGUAACUCAGAAUGCAAACAAUUCAGUUAAAAAUAAACGAAGUCCAUCAAAUCAUGCAACUCGACGUGUUCGUAAGAAGUUACCACCUCCGCCACCUCCUCCCUCUGCAGUUCUAGAUGAAAAUAGAGAUAAUAAAUUGGAACCUGUUUUGCCUGAAGUAAAGAUGAAAAUGGAAGCGGUUAUACGUGAGUUAAAUAAAUGUCAGCGAACAGAUUCAGAUAUCAAAGAGCUUCCUAAAAUUAUUAUACCAAUAGUAGAAGCUGAUCACAAUUUCAAUGGCAACUUAUCUUCUGAGCCUAAUAAAAAAGAGUUUUAUUUACAAAGACCUACAGAUGUUGACUCCGAUAGCUUAGAAAGAGGUCAGAACCUAAAAAGAAGAUUUUCUUUAGAUUUUGAUUCCGAAUAUUUUCAAAAUGAAGGAGUGUCCUAUCAACAGCAGUUACAAAUGUCUAGAGAACGGCUUUCACAAAGUUGGCGUGAUCUAAAACAAGCAAUAGAUAGCAAUUUUUCUUCUUUGCAACCUACCGUAAAUGAAUCGAACAGGUUUAUUUAUUCUAGAGAUAUAUUUGCACACAACAAUGAACCCAUUUAUAAUAAUAUAUCAAGACCAGGACCCUUAACUAUUGAAGUGCGUGGAUCACCCGUAGACAAUAGAAAAAAGGAAAGUGAAGAUUUUGAUCCAGAUACGCUGGAUCGAAAGCCUAAAAAACAUGUUGAUAAGAACGAAAAUGAAAACAAAAAAUGUGUUGAAAAAAUUUUACUAAAAUCUGGUGGAAGCUUUAAGAACAAACUUUCAUCGCCAAAUAAUAAACCACCGAGUCCUGAAGAGGCAGGAUUUACCAGGAAAAUAGGUAGCUUGAGACAAAUAUACGAAGCUAAAACUAGGGCACAGGAUUCUCAGUUCGGCUCGUUUUACGAAAGGCGUGGAAGUAUUCAAUAUGAUAAAAAGUCAGAGUUUGUACGAAACGUACAAAGUUCAGAUAAAUCAAAGUCAUCCAUUCCACCGAAGCAAAAAUAUAACCGCGAAAGUCCACCCAAAGAUCCAAAAAGCGAAUGUCAAAGAUCUGAAGAAAAAGAUAUAUUUCCUACAUAUUCUAAAAAUGAAAAUCUGAAUGCUCGAAGAUCAGGUCGCCGCUCAGCUAGGACGAGAUCAAGAAAAAUAGACUUGAAGAAAUUGCCAAAAACAGAAGACUCAGGUUAUUUGAGCACUGAUUCUAAUGAAUCUAAGCGUCGAGCUAAAUAUUUGUUGCAGUUGAAACCAAAAGUGCAAACUCCACAACUCAGUAAGCCUGUACCAGUAUUAAAUAAGGGUCUUCAGAUAGAAUCGGAUACGGAUGAGUUGGAGUCUCUUUGUGACGGUCGAAGUGAGUCGGGUGGUGAGAGCGUUGAAACGGACUCUGUUUUCUUUGGAAACAUUGACUCAAAGAGAAUAUAUGAAGAGUUGGGUUUAAACGGCAAUCGCAGUAAAAGGAACCGUAUCCAGGAACAAAGAGAUUCUGGAUUUGCGGGAGAGACUAUUAUUUUGAGCGGUGAUAGUGAUUCGGAACAUAAAAGUGUUAUUUCAAUUGUGACUGGGAGGGACGGUCGCACUUCUGCCAAAUCUAUUUCUAAUUUAAAUGAUCCGCCAUACGUUCAUUCUGUAGAAUGUUGAAUUGUUGUAAAUAUAUCGUAGUAGAGUGAAUACUGAAUCUAAAUUAGUUUAAAAUGUAAAUAUUUCGCACCUCAUAGUUAAAUUAACGUAGACUUAAGCCACCGAAUUUACCUCAUAAGUACUGUACGGGAUUAUUAAUUUUUAAUAAAUUUAAUUUGACAAAUUAUUUCUGUAGAUUUAAUGAGUGUGUAUAUGCCGAUAUAAACGAAUGAAUGAACUGUAAAUUAUUUAUGACCGGCCGGUUGUGCAAUUUUUGUACUUUUUAAUGUUUUAUUUUAAAUCAGGGAUGGACUAAGGUUUAUAAUGAUAAGACUUGUAUGUAUAUAACAUAUAUAUUAAAUAUAAGAGUAAAUUAAGUAUUCAAUAGCUUAGAUUUUAAGUGCUGUGUAGUGUUUAUGUAAAUACAUUGAAAAAUACUUUUA
Messenger RNA from Leptidea sinapis, 3781 nucleotides. RefSeq lists its product as uncharacterized. Bases 75 to 3359 code for a protein of 1094 amino acids. Gene Ontology annotation, biological process: imaginal disc-derived wing hair organization. The transcript has 8 exons. Lineage: Eukaryota; Metazoa; Arthropoda; Insecta; Lepidoptera; Pieridae. The record is from RefSeq and is a predicted model, not a curated record. Gene Ontology annotation, cellular component: cell cortex.